GGACGGUAAAGUCAUUAAUAGAGCCAUUAACAGGAUUAGUCAGUACACCUACGCACUUUUCAACCUCUGAUUUUUGUGCCAGUAAAUUUCCUUGACUUCCACUAAAAUGACUGCAGAUGGCUAAAUUGUGGCAAUAUCCGAAAUUUAAAGGACUAUAGCAUUUAAAUUCACAAUCAAAAUAAGGAUAGAGAGAACAGAAGAGGCAUGAACUUGGAGUGAGGCACCUUCGCUCUGUCACAAGAAAACUGACGAAGGACUCGUUACUAAGAUCCGAGGUGAAGCUGUAGCGCCGCCUCUCUGUGGAAGCCAAAUUUGGGCGUCAGCAGGUGCAGGGCUGCGCACACUCCGAUGCUGAUGAAGAGAAAUAUCUUGUCGCUCUCGGAUCACUCUCGAGCCUCUCCUUGGCCUUUGAAUGUCCUCGUUUGGACCGAGAACCGAACUCUUAACAGUGCAAAAGGAAAUCUUGUUGGAUAAGUAGGUUUUUUCUACACCUUGGGUGUGUAAAAGGAAAUAAAAAAGAAAGUUGCAGGAACUCUAAAGGAGAUUUAGCAAAAAAAAAAAAAUGUAAUGAAUAAAAACUCACAAUCAAAUCUUAAACAAGUUGAUCAGGCUUGAUAAAUCUGAUUGGGCUGAAUUUAUUUAUCGGAUUGGUUCAUACUCUACUCAGAAGUCGCCCAUUCUUAUGCCAUCAUGUGCUGAGCACAAGGACAAAAUAGGAGUUUAGGAAACUGUGUUCAUGGUACAUUACAUGAUGGAUGACAAAAACGUCUGCAUCAUAAUCCUCACAUUAGAAAAGGGUUUAACAAGCUCUGAAACAUCAUCAGUGGGAAAUAAAAAAGCAGACUAAUGUCAUCCUGAAGGCCUUCUACAUAAAGUCUCACGGUGAAAUGUCUGCAUAAGGUCGUAUUUCCAAUGGUUCAUGUCAUUAUACAUGUAAUUAAUAAUUACCAAAACCAGAGACUGGUUACACAGUUGUGCAAUACAGAAAAGCGUGAAUUGUCAAUGGAAAAAGUUGAAAGGCAAUCAUUUAACUUCUUUACCAGGAAAGCUUAGCUUUAAAAAGACUGAGAAGCUUUGGUACAUCACACCAAACACUCUCCUGAGGAGGUGAGUUUCCACCUGUUUUAUGGAGGCAAACAUUGUUCUGUACAUUUGCUACAUUUGUGUCAUUUGCUAGUUUUCAAAAUGUUUUACUAUUAUCACUGAGAGCUUUUCUCUUUGAUUUUAAAUGAUUACCCUAAAAACGGAUCCAUCCGUCUGACAUUCAGCCCGUAAUGGAGACUGCCAUCGGUGUGCUGGUGCCCCAGUUCAAGGCGUACGCUGGUAGAGAUGGUUCCUCUGACACGCUGAGCAGGGACGAGUUUCAAAAACUGGUCAAGUCAGAGCUCUCCAGCUUCGUGAAGAAUGCUGGCGACCCUGCUGCCAUUGACCAGCUCAUGAGCUCAUUGGAUAAGAACAAUGAUGGAGAGCUAAGCUUCCUGGAGUUCUGGCAGCUGAUUGGGCAUCUUGCGAGCAAGCGUGGGGGGCUCAGCCAAUAGAGUGCCCUUAAAUACUUUUUUUUUUUAAAGUCUAAUGUGUGCUACUGAACUUUCUGUGUGCCAUGGAAGAAAAGGGAAAUCCUCCAAAAUGGAAAUCACCUCAGCCAGUUUCCUCCACUUAAGAGGCCAGUGAGUUUACUGACUGCACUAACAAAAGAAACCGUUUAAAUUUACUCAGUAAAAUUGAUUUUUGACAUUUUGCAAAGCAUUUUAGGGGUAAAUCCUUAUUGGUAUCUUGGUGUUGAAAAUAUGUAAAGCUGCCAGCUAAAACUUUUUUAAAAACAUAGCUUAAGAGUUAAUAAAACUCUAAAGAUUAA
This is a messenger RNA of Poecilia reticulata (guppy), 1855 nucleotides long. Its product is annotated as protein S100-A11-like. Gene Ontology annotation, molecular function: calcium-dependent protein binding; transition metal ion binding; calcium ion binding. Gene Ontology annotation, cellular component: perinuclear region of cytoplasm. Lineage: Eukaryota; Metazoa; Chordata; Actinopteri; Cyprinodontiformes; Poeciliidae. The record is from RefSeq and is a predicted model, not a curated record.